AUGUCAUUCCAUAUUCAUAGUAUUGUCUCCGGUCGAAAGUCUCUAUGGGUCGAAUGGAUUAGGAGUUAUAGACUAAAGGAGAGAUCUUUUUGGGACAUUCCUGAUCCUAGGAAUGCUUGCUGGAGCUGGAGGAAAUUAUUGCAAAUUAGACCGCUUGUCAGAAAGUUUUUUUGGUCUAAGAUUGGUAAUGGGCAGAACACAUCGCUUUGGUAUGAUAUGUGGUGCGAAGAUUGUCCGCUUAGCAGAUAUGUAUCGCCUAGACAUAUAUCUAGGGAGGGGUUGUCCAUCUACUCAAGAGUGGCGGAUGUGGUUGUUGAUAAUAAUUGGCAAUGGCCUGAGGCGUGGAGAGACUUGUUCCCUAUCUUAUUUCAGCUAAAUCCCGUUCAAAUACAUAGUAACAAAACUGAUACCAUAGCUUGGAAAGAUUCAGAUGGGAAGCUUGUUCCAUUCUCUACCAAACUUGCAUGGGACGCCAUUCGAAGACGGGAGCAGAAAGUUCUGUGGGAUAAAGCUGUUUGGACCUCGUGUUGGAUUCCUAGGCAUGCUUUUCACUUGUGGUUGGUGUUUAGGGAGAAGUUGUGGACACAGGAUCGGAUCCGGAAUGUGCAAAUAAUAUCAAACGGGUCGAUGAAUAUGAUGUGUUGCAUGCUUUGUUUUAACAACUUGGAGUCUCAUUCUCAUUUGUAUUUUGAAUGUGAAUAUUCUGCAAAGGUUUGGAACUCGCUAAAGGUUAGGGCAGAGUUGGAUGAUGUUUCUGGUAGAUGGGAAGAUGUAGCCGAGUGGAUGAAUGUCAAUGCUAAGUUAAAAUCGGUUAAAGCCGUUAUUGGUAAACUAUUGGUAGCGGCUAUUACCUAUUUUCUUUGGCAAGAAAGGAACUCAAGGCUCCAUAACAACCAGCCUCGGCCACCAGAAAAGCUAGUAGAGAUUAUAUCCGAGACCAUCCGCUUAAAACUUCAUUCUUUUAAGUAUAAGCGUACGGAUUCAGCUUGUCAAAUCCUAAGGGAGUGGAAGAUCACUAGCAUGGAGGUUUUUUUGGCUAGUUAA
Molecule: messenger RNA, 1044 nt
Organism: Helianthus annuus (common sunflower)
Lineage: Eukaryota; Viridiplantae; Streptophyta; Magnoliopsida; Asterales; Asteraceae
Exons: 1
Coding region: 1-1044 (347 amino acids)
Source: RefSeq, a predicted model, not a curated record